Messenger RNA from Pochonia chlamydosporia 170, 1662 nucleotides. RefSeq names its product DDE superfamily endonuclease domain-containing protein. Gene Ontology annotation, cellular component: nucleus. The transcript has a single exon. Gene Ontology annotation, molecular function: DNA binding. The record is from RefSeq and is a predicted model, not a curated record. Lineage: Eukaryota; Fungi; Ascomycota; Sordariomycetes; Hypocreales; Clavicipitaceae. The coding region runs from base 1 to 1662 and encodes 553 amino acids.
AUGGAAGGAAGGAUUCAGGAAGCUCUGCAAUACAUUGGGGAAUAUCCCCAUGCCAAAAUUGCCACAGUUGCGCGAGAGUUUGGCGUUCCACGUGGGCGACUGCGUUACCGCCUCGAGGGUCGUACCGCACUCUCCGAUCGCCCACCAACUCACGCAAAGCUUACUGUCCCUGAAGAGAAGGCAUUAUGUCGCUAUAUUGAUCGUCUUGAUCGUAUCAAUCUUGCAGUGCGUACUGAGUUUGUUACUGAUGCGGCAAAUACAAUCUUGAAAGAGCGGUCUGGAGCGGGGGAAUCUCUGACAGUUGGGAAGAAGUGGACUGCACGCUUUCUGAAACGUCACAAGUAUAGUAAAAGGCUUCAAAAGAAGAUGCAUUCGGAUCGCCAGGCUUCUGAAGACCUAGAAAGGGUCAAUGCCUAUUUCCAACGACUCUCUACUAUCCUGAUUGAAGAGGGGAUUCCCCCGGAAGACAUCUGGAAUAUGGAUGAGACUGGAUUCCGUAUUGGGGUUGGAAAGGACCAAGUCAUUGUCACAAGACGGAAGAGGGCUCAUUAUUUCGGGUUACCUGAGAACAGAGAGUCUGCCACUGCGAUUGAGAGUAUCUCUGCGGGAGGGCGUGUGCUCCCAGCCUUUCUCAUUCUUUCGGGGCAGAUGCACAUGGCCAAGUGGUAUGGCGUGCCUGGUCUUGAUGAAAAUGCUGCCAUCAGGCCAACUCCUAGUGGCUAUUCAAACGAUGAGAUAAGUCUUGAGUGGCUUGAGCACUUCAAUAAGUGGUCAGCACAGAGCUGCCUUGGAAAGAAGCGCCUCCUUAUCUUGGAUGGUCACGGCUCCCACCAUACGAAGCAGUUUAUCCAGUACUGUGAUGAUCAUGAUAUCAUCCCCUUUGGUAUGCCCCCAAACCUUACUCAUAUCCUCCAACCUCUUGACGUCGCAGUCUUUCAACCACUGAAGCACUACCACGCAAAAGCACUGGAUAUCAUGGUUCGAGAUGGACUUGUCCAUAUUGGAAAGCUUGAGUUCCUGUCUUGCAUAGGCAAUGUGCGAGAUCAGGCAUUUAAAGAGAGUACAAUACGCUCGGCAUUUAAGAAAACUGGGAUCCAUCCCUUCAAUCCACAGGCAGUCCUCGAAAUCUUAGCCGCUCGGCAGCCCGAGGGUACCCCAUCUCCCCCCUUCAGUGGAUUACAGUCCUCACCAUUUAGCACUCCAGUAACACUUCGUCAAAUGAACAAGGUGGCUGAUAAGGUCACGAGAGUAAUCAGGGAAGAUGAGAAUCUUGACCCUGAUCUUCGCUACGAAAUGAGUCGCUUUAUCAGAGGAUCGCUGUCUUUAGCCACGGAGCUUAUACAAACCAAGAGGGAUCUAGGGAGAACCAAAAUGGCUGAGCAUCUCGCGCAACAACGUAAGGCUUUGAAGAAUAGUCCAUUGCAGCCAGGAGGGGUGUUAAAAGUGGCCCAGGGUCGUGAGAUGGUGAGGCAGAGAGCGGAAGACCAACUGGCUAAGGCGAGGAGGAUGGUCGAGGCGGCAGAGUUGAAGGCGCUCAACGCCCGCAAACGUGUAUUUGAAGAAGCGGCAAAAGAAGCCCGUAAAUGGAGGGCCUCCGAAAGACUGGACAGAGCAGAAGUAGUGGACUCUGAAGGUGGUAGGCGGCUGUUGAAGCGAUUCUAG